GAGCGCAGUGCGGCAGUCAGUCAGGGUGAGGGGGGCGCACCUGUCACUGGCUUCUCCGCCUGUCACAGCCGCCGCAACAACACUGUGAUGAUUUAUACCCGUGGGGGGGCCUUCGUCAACAUUCGUUCGAUCCCCGCAAGGUGUGCGGAGCGUGACCCGAGAGUGUUCUAGAUAUCAAAUGCAGGGGUCCUCCAUUCUGCGCGGAGGUGAUGUCGGUGAUACAGAAUAGGAGGAGCAAUAGUCCUGUACAUGUUAUUUGAUGCGUCCAUCAUUGUAUCAGUGCUGAGGACUGCUGUCAGCUCCUGGGAGUUAUGCACUCGUCUUUAAAUUUUUGACUACUGUCAUCUACACCACCCCAUGUUGCUACAAGAGACCAGCGCCGGUGACCUCCUGACACGGGCAGCAGCUCAGGGAGACCUUGAGGAGGUGAAAAGGCUGCUCCACCAGGAGAGGGUUCAUCCGGACUGUCUAAACCGCUUUGGAAAGACUGCCCUGCAGGUCAUGAUGUUCGGCAGUACGUUGGUGGCAUCGGAGCUUCUGAAACAGGGUGCCUCACCCAACAUCCAGGACUCAUAUGGCAUCUCCCCCACCCACGAUGCUGCACGCAUGGGUUUCCUAGACACCUUGCAGGUCCUGGUUCAAUACGGAGCCGAUGUCAAUGUUCCCGAUGCCUCUGGCUCUCUACCUGUCCACCUGGCUCUCCGUGAAGGUCAUAUUCCCGUCAUUGCCUACCUUGCCUCCCGUUCCAACUUGCAGCACCGUGAUCGAGAGGGGCGUACGCCUGCACAGCUGGCUUCCAUUCUAAAUCCAUCACUGGCAGCCAUGUUUGAAUUGCAUACGUAGAAAAAGCACCUUUUGAGGGUAUAGAACAGGCCACAUGAACAAUUGCUACAGGGCCUUAUAUCACAUAAUGCAGUAUGUUCAGUGUUGUGCAGCGGCUCUGCCUCAUUGUAUAGUGCGGUAAUCGUCUUAAUUUGCUGCGCAGAUCAACAAACAGCACCUGUUAUCUAUGUAGCAAUGUAGUACCCUGUGAAAUUCCAGCAAAACUGCCAGAUUAUCUUUUUUAAAUCAGCAAAAUUAUUAUUAUUUUUUUCAUUUAAAUUAUUACUGCCUUAAACCUGGUUUUGCCUUUUGACCCGCUUUAAAAAUUUGGGCAGACUCGCCGGAAUCUAAACGAUGCCUACAUCCCGCAGGUUAUUAUAUUUCCCCCAUAAUGUAGGCAGGUGAUGUAUCUGCAGUCAUUUGGCCUGAUUCAGAGUUGGACUUAGUUUUAUAACUUCCGAAAAAAAUGGCUUGGUGUUUUUUUGUUUUUUUUUACUGCGCAUGUGCCACGAUUUUCAUUGCAUAGAUUAAGACAGUGAUUGCGACCAUUUGUAGGAGAAAAUGGGACAGUUGCGUGUCUUGAUAAUUUUGAGGGGGUCACAGCCAGCACCACAUCUUCAAAUUAUUUCGCAGAGGUCCGAUUGUGCGACCGAUAUUCAUUUGCCCCUGUGUCUUUGUACACAAUGAGAAUUCGACGGUGGCCGUCACUGUACAAAAGAUGGAGCCUGUGACAUUUGCAUAUUUCCCAGGUACGCUGUGUACAAAGACUCAGCAGUAACACGAUUAUCAUCCAGCUCUGAAUCAGGCCAAUUAUGUGGGAGAAUGCAGCCAAUCGGAGCAUUGUGACCUCACUGUAGCAUGAAGUGAUGUCACUAGUUCCUAGUGAUUUGAUUGUCUGACUUAUUGUGUUAGCUCAAAAUAUGGCUGUAUCCACUAGGUCCAAUUCUAAUACUAUCCAUUCUUGUCAGAAUGUAUGCACUCAGAAGGUGACAGUGCAAGUGUACAAUUCCUUGUAUAUAUUUGUAUAUAAUGUUUGUAUGGCCAUUUAUCUGUAGGUGUUAUGUCUUUAUUUUAAUACUCAGGUAAUGUCUAAAUGUGUAUUUUAACCAUUUUUGUUUUCGUUAUUACAAGUACUACAUCUCUUCCUAUGCAAGUGCAUUAAAAGUGAAGUUACCUAAACAUAACUAAAUAUUUCUCUCCACGUAAAAGGACUGUAUAUAGGACUGUAAUGCAGUCCUAACUUCAUGUUUCUCUUUUUUAACAAUAUUUAAAACUGGUUUUAAAACUGCGAUAGAAAACAAAGAAUUUCUCAUUUCAGUCCUCCUACUAAAUGCCAUUCUGAGAUUCGCUUACACAGAUAAACUCCACAGAGAUACCAGCGUGGGAGGGCGAGAAUAUGUCCAGAUUACUUGUACAGUGUUCUUGGACAAUAAGAAUUCAGGGAGUGAUGACCCCACUGGUAAAUAACGUAACCCUCUGUGUGCUAGACAAAAACCUGUAUUCUAGUAAGUGGAAUCUUGUAGCUAGCAAUAUGAAAUGACAGGUGUCAUGGUGACCCUCUUUCUAUCUCUAAGUUUUAGAUGUUCAUUUAAUUCCUAUUGCACUUUAAAAGAAUACUGCAUAAAGUGGAGGGGGGUGGGGUACUAUUUUACAUGCGGGAUACUUACUGUAUAUAUUUAUACUUCAGUUCUAUAUAUAUAUAUUUUUUUUUUUUUGGUCUCUUGCUGGUAUUGCUUUUCCGAUGCUAGUGGCUUUCUAUGCAAAUGAGGAAAGCGCGUUGAUAGUAUUCUGAAAGGAACACAUUCCCUACUGCUGCAUCUCCAGGGCGAGGGUACACGUGGCUACUGAAGCCAUUCUUGUCUGUUUAGUAACAUAGUUAUACAUGUUAAUUUGAUAUUUUUAGAGCACACUUAUGGGUAAACUUAUUAAAACUUCUAAAACAGAAAAAUGGAGGGUUGUCCAUAGCAACCUAUCACAUUCUAACUUACAUUUGUCUAGUCUAGUACAUUCUAGGACAGUAAUAGUUAGAAUCUCAAUGGUUGCUAUAGGAAACCCUACAAUAAGAAACUAGAACGUUCUAGAUAAAUGUUAUAAUUUGAUUGGUUACUAUGAGCGUGUCGCUCCCCUUUUCCUUUUCUAGAAGGGUUUAGUGAACCUUGGGUUUUUAAUAUGUUGGUGCAAUAUGUGCAAAUGUCAUAUAACAUACAGCACCUAAUAAGAAGUUUGUUUACAUUUUCCAACCUGGGAUUUGUAUUAUCUGGUUGCUAAGAGUUACUAUACAUUUGUGCCCAUUGGGAAAGCUGUUUCAUUAUUCACUGCUUCUACGGACAUAACCAAUAUGAAAUGUAUUAAUUUAUUUCCCUCUAUUAUACAAAACUCUCCGUGACCGCUUCUGUGUCCCGGUUGAAAUUGUACAGGACAUAACUGUUUACGCAAGCUCCAAGGGCCGCACACAACACAAGCUGUAUUUUAUGAAUUUUAACUAUUUUUAACUUUAAAAUAUGAAUUUUUCACCCCUAAAUCUUACUGCAAAGUUAUUUGUGUUUUUUUUUUUUUUUUGUUUUUUUUAAAGAAAAUAAUAAUUUUAUUUAUUAAACACUUGAAGGACUUGUUAUCCAUGUAAUGUUGUUAUGUUUUUAACUAUUAAAUUAAUUGAUGUGAACUAGACCAUUUUUUGCUUGGUGUUUUUAGAAUUAAAAAGCAGCCUAUGAUAGUCUUGUACUGUUGUUUUGUGGGUUUUUGCCCCCUAAUUAAGUGUUAACUUUACCAGAGGUUUAAACACUAAUAAAAUAAAUAGUAGAAAAA
This is a messenger RNA of Pseudophryne corroboree (corroboree frog), 3627 nucleotides long. RefSeq names its product cyclin dependent kinase inhibitor 2D (gene CDKN2D). The record is from RefSeq and is a predicted model, not a curated record. The coding region runs from base 358 to 843 and encodes 161 amino acids. NCBI's taxonomy places the organism in Eukaryota, Metazoa, Chordata, Amphibia, Anura, Myobatrachidae. The transcript is spliced from 3 exons. Gene Ontology annotation, molecular function: protein binding. Gene Ontology annotation, cellular component: nucleus.